Molecule: messenger RNA, 1892 nt
Organism: Elgaria multicarinata webbii
Lineage: Eukaryota; Metazoa; Chordata; Lepidosauria; Squamata; Anguidae
Gene: LAP3
Product: leucine aminopeptidase 3
Exons: 13
Coding region: 7-1527 (506 amino acids)
Biological process (GO): proteolysis
Cellular component (GO): cytoplasm
Molecular function (GO): manganese ion binding; metalloaminopeptidase activity
Source: RefSeq, a predicted model, not a curated record
GCCGCGAUGGCCUCGACGCCCGCCGCCGCCGCCAGCAGCAGCAGCCGCAGCGCCGCUCGGAAGCAGGGCCUUGUCCUAGGAGUCUUUGCUAAUGAGAAAGAAGGAACUCCUCAGUUUACUAAUGCAGGAGAUGCUUUUGACAAACUUGUAUCUGGGAAGCUCAGAGAGUUGCUGGCAAUCUCAGGGCCUCCCUUGAAGAAAGGAAAGGCGCGCAUCUUUCAUGGCUUGCAUCAGGACUUUUCAAACAUAGUUGUUGUUGGCUUGGGUAAGAAGGCUGCAGGGGUGAAUUUACAAGAAAACUGGGAUGAAGACAAGGAAAACAUAAGGGCCGCGGUUGCAGUUGGUUGCCAGCAGGUUCAGGACCUGGAGGUCCCUUGUGUGGAAAUUGACCCUUGUGGAGACGCUCAGGCUGCGGCGGAAGGAGCCGUCCUUGGACUCUUUGAAUAUAAUGAAUUUAAGCAAAAAAAGAAACCAGCAGUUGAAGUUAAGCUACAUGGGAGCGAUGGAAUUGAGGCCUGGAAGAAAGGCCUCAUCUAUGCAAAGGGCCAGAACCUGGCCCGCUACCUAAUGGAGGGUCCGGCCAACCAUAUCACGCCUACCAUGUUUGCUGCUGUUAUUCAAGAGAAACUCAAAAGUGCCAGUAGCAACGUGUCUGUUUAUAUAAGGGAUGAAUCCUGGAUAAAAGCACAAGAGAUGGGAUCCUUCCUGAGCGUUGCAAAAGGCUCAGUUGAGCCAGCAGUAUUUUUGGAGGUUCAUUAUCGUGGUAGCAGUGAUGCCAGUGAACCUCCGCUGGUAUUUGUCGGAAAAGGAAUUACUUUUGAUAGUGGCGGCAUUUCCAUUAAGCCAUCUGCCAAUAUGGAUGCCAUGAGGGCUGAUAUGGGAGGAGCGGCCACCAUCUGCUCAGCCAUCGUGACAGCUGCAGAAUUAAAACUCCCCAUUAAUAUCAUCGGUUUGACACCCCUUUGUGAAAACAUGCCCAGUGGGAGGGCAAACAAGCCUGGAGAUGUUGUGAAGGCCAUGAAUGGGAAGACCAUUCAGGUUGACAACACAGAUGCAGAGGGAAGAUUGGUGUUGGCUGAUGCGCUUUGCUAUGCACACAAUUUUAAUCCAAGGGCCAUCAUAGAUGCUGCAACACUAACAGGUGCCAUGGAUAUAGCACUGGGAUCUUCAGCUACUGGGGUUUUUACCAAUUCGCACCAGCUGUGGAACCAGCUGUACGAGGCCAGUAUUCUGACGGGGGACCGUGUUUGGAGAAUGCCUCUCUUUGAACAUUACACGAAACAGGUUACAGACUGUCAGCUUGCAGACUUGAACAAUAUUGGAAAAUAUAGAUCUGGUGGAGCAUGUACAGCUGCUGCAUUCCUGAAAGAAUUUGUGACCGUCCCUCAUUGGGCUCAUUUAGAUAUUGCUGGCGUGAUGGGAAAUAAAGACGAGGUUCCAUACCUUCGUAAAGGCAUGGCAGGACGGCCCACACGGACGCUAGUGGAGUUUGCUACUCGUCUGAGCCAAGACAAGAAAAGCAUCUAGAAAGUAGUUAGUUCUGCGAUUGUGUAACCUCUAGCCUUAAAAUCAGUUUGUGAUAAUUUAAAAAUUGCUGAAGUACUGAACUGAUGUCUAGUGAACAUACUAAUAAAAUUCUAAAUGGAAAAGAAUAUCCACAACACGGAUAUCUCUGCAUAUUUUUUAAAAAAUACUAUAAUGACGGCCUAGAAAUUCAGUUUGUAAAAGUUCUUACAGAGCAAGGACCUUUUACUCUCUCCUUUUAUAUUCUACUGAUAAAAAAUACUUCCCAGAACUUGGUUUAUACAUUUAAUACUGAAGGAUCAAUCACUUUAUAAUUCAGAUUGAAUAUACAAAAUUGUCACAAACAAUAAAUAUUAACUUGAAAACUU